CCAAUUCCUGAAAGUUUUCAGAAAGGAAGAUCUGCUUUUUUCCAGAUGUGGUAUCUUAUCUUCUUCUGUCUCCCUGUCUGGGCUGAUGCAGACUCCAUGUAUGGUGAGAUCUUGUCACCCAAUUAUCCUCAGGUGUAUCCCAAUGAUGUGCAGGAGUCUUGGGAAAUCCAGGUCCCUUCAGGAUAUGGCAUUCGUCUUUAUUUCACACACAUGGAUCUUGAACCAUCGCAGAACUGCCAGUAUGACUUUGUGAAGAUCCUGUCUGAUGGCCGUGUUGAAGGCGUGCUUUGUGGGCGGAAGAAACCUCGUGCCCCUGGCUCCUCGAUUGUGGAGGAAUUUCUUGUCCCUUCUAACACCCUCACUAUGAGCUUCCAAUCAGACUUUUCCAAUGAGGAGCGUUUCACUGGUUUUGCAGCCUACUAUGUUGCAGUGGACUUGGAUGAGUGCACGGAUUUUGUGGAUGUACCUUGCAGUCAUUACUGUAAUAAUUAUAUUGGAGGUUACUUCUGUACCUGUCCACCAGAUUAUUUCCUCUAUGAGGAUCAGAAAACAUGUGGAGUGAACUGCAGUGGAAAUGUCUUCACUGAGCCAUCGGGGGAGAUUGCCAGCCCCAACUAUCCCAACCAGUACCCAGAGAACUCGCGGUGUGAGUACCGAGUGGCUCUGAGGCCAGGCUUCUUUGUGGCGUUGACCAUAAGCAGUGGGGACUUCGAUGUGGAACCAGCCGACCCAGAAGGGAGUUGCCACGACAGCUUAACACUUGUCUCUGGAAAGCAGCAUUUUGGUCCCUAUUGUGGCAGCAAAUUCCCAGGUCCUCCUGAAAUCAAAACUAGGAACAACAUUCUUGACAUAAUCUUCCAGACAAACCAUGCAGUUCAGCACAAAGGCUGGAAAAUACGCUACUAUGGGGAUCCUGUAACCUGUCCCCCGAGUGUCAUCCCCAACUCUGUUCUUGACCCAAAGAAGGAGAGGUAUAUCUUAAAGGACAGUGUGAAUGUGACCUGUGUGGAAGGCUAUGAAAUUGUGAGGCAACGAGACAGCAUCAGGACUUUUCACUCCAACUGUCAGGAGAACGGUGAAUGGAGCAACUCCCAUUUCAGCUGUGUUCCUGUGAACUGCGGUGACCCCAUUGCUGUUGACAAUGCCCAAGCCAUAUAUGUCUCUGAACGUCACGAGCCUCUGUACAAAGCUGCUUUCCGGUAUCAAUGUGAUGCACCUUACUAUACCCUGAAAACCAAAGGGGAUGCGGUGUAUCAGUGCUCAGCCAGUGGAGAAUGGGUCAACAAAGAGAUGGGAACAAAUCUACCAAAAUGUGUCCCAGUCUGUGGGGUGCCUAGUAAUCCCAUCAAAGAGAAAGGAAAGAUUUUUGGAGGCACCCGUGCAGAAAAGGGCAACUUUCCCUGGCAGGUGUAUUUCGAUUACCCAAGAGGCGGUGGCGUACUCAUCUCUGAAAGAUGGGUAAUGACUGCAGCUCAUGUGCUGGAGGGAUACGACAACCCCAACAUGUAUGCUGGGGUAAUCAAUGUUGGUAAAAACACUCUGUACAAGGAGGGCAAGCGGUUGGUCUCAGAGGCUUCAUUCAUCCAUCCUGAUUGGAAGAAGCAGCCCAUAGAAACCAGGACCGAUUUUGAUAAUGAUAUUGCACUACUGAAGCUGAGGGAACCUGUGAAGAUGGGCCCAGACAUCUCACCCCUCUGUCUUCCUGGUAAAUCAUCCGAGUAUGAGCUGCAAGAAGGGACUCUGGGCUACAUUGCUGGCUGGGGCCAGAGAGAGAAGGGAAGACUGCCUAUUUAUCUUUGGAAGGCCCAGAUUCCUGUGGUGGACAUGGAAAAGUGCCGAUCUGUGAAACCAGAGGGCUCCACUGAUUCCAGUGCUUACCGAUUCACUGACAAUAUGAUCUGUGCUGGUGGUGACAAGGACAGCUGUAAGGGGGAUAGCGGUGGAGCCUACGCUAUCCAAGAUCCUCUUGAUGAUGGGCGGUACUAUGUGGCCGGGCUGAUCUCCUGGGGACCAAGAUGUGGUACCUUUGGUCUUUACACCAAGGUAGUGCGGUAUUUGGACUGGAUUACAGAGACCAUGAGCAAGCAUGAGAGUGAAGAAACUUGGCAGGAUUAG
Haliaeetus leucocephalus (bald eagle) is the source of this 2115-nucleotide messenger RNA. It is a transcript of the gene C1S, whose product is annotated as complement component 1, s subcomponent. Lineage: Eukaryota; Metazoa; Chordata; Aves; Accipitriformes; Accipitridae. Gene Ontology annotation, biological process: complement activation; proteolysis. The transcript is spliced from 11 exons. Gene Ontology annotation, cellular component: extracellular region. Gene Ontology annotation, molecular function: serine-type endopeptidase activity; calcium ion binding. The record is from RefSeq and is a predicted model, not a curated record. Bases 46 to 2115 code for a protein of 689 amino acids.